UAUAAAUCUAGUCACAAAAAUGGCGUCCUGGUUAUAUGAAUGUCUUUGUGAAGCUGAACUUGCACAGUAUUAUCCUCAUUUUACUGCACUUGGCCUCCAGAAAAUAGAUGAAUUAGCAAAGGUUACAAUGAAGGACUACUCCAGAUUGGGAGUCCAUGACAUGAACGACCGCAAACGUCUUUUCCAACUUAUCAAAAUCAUUAAGAUUAUGCAAGAGGAAGAUAAAGCCCUCAGUAGCCCAGAGCAUCCUCUUCAGACAAGCAACCUAUACACCAAGCCUCAGGAAUUCAGAUCUGGCCCCCGAAGACAACUGCAUUUUGAUUCUCCUGCUGAUAGCAAAGCCAGAAAGGCCAGCAAUGAAAUGUGUGACUUAUCAGACUUCUCUGUAGAGGAGCAGAAGGCCACUUACCUGAACGUGCUGGAACCUAUGCUACCUGACGAGUCCCAGGACCAGACAAAACUAAGAGCCCUGAAUGCCUCUGCUGCUGGUGUUUACAUGCAAACAGAAACCAGCAUUCCGUUCUUUUCAUCAAAUUACUUCUCUCCAAAACUAGGAAAUAGUGAUAUUCCUGUUAUUCAAAGAGUCUCUCAUGUUUCGGGCUAUAACUAUGGAGUCCCGCAUUCUUGUGGCAGACAGAUCACUUCAGAGAAUCCUUGGACUGAAAUGGAGAAAAUCAGAGUUUGUGUUCGGAAACGGCCGUUAGGUGUAAGGGAAGUACGUCGUGGAGAAGUUAAUGUUAUUACUGUAGAAGAUAAAGAAACUCUGCUUGUACAUGAAAAAAAAGAAGCAGUUGACCUCACACAAUAUAUUCUUCAGCAUGUUUUUUAUUUUGAUGAAGUCUUUGGUGAGGCAUGCACCAAUCGAGAUGUCUACCUGAAGACUGCUCACCCACUCAUUCAGCAUAUUUUCAAUGGAGGCAAUGCCACAUGCUUUGCAUAUGGACAAACAGGUGCUGGGAAAACCUAUACCAUGAUAGGAACUCACCAAAACCCAGGACUGUAUGCUCUGGCCGCCAAAGAUAUCUUCAGGCAGCUGGAAGUAUCCCAGUCAAGAAGGAACCUCUUUGUGUGGAUCAGCUUCUAUGAAAUCUACUGUGGACAACUUUAUGACCUCCUAAAUAGAAGAAAACGGCUCUUUGCAAGAGAAGAUAGCAAGCAUGUGGUGCAGAUAGCUGGUCUCCGAGAGCUGCAAGUGGACAGUGUGGAGCUGCUCCUCCAGGUGAUCUUAAAGGGCAGCAAGGAACGCAGCACUGGGGCCACCAGCGUCAAUGCAGACUCCUCCCGAUCCCACGCUAUCAUCCAAAUUCAGAUCAAAGAUUCAGCCAAGAGGACAUUUGGCAGGAUCUCUUUCAUUGAUUUGGCUGGCAGUGAGAGAGCAGCAGAUGCCAGGGACUCAGACAGACAGACAAAGAUGGAAGGCGCAGAAAUAAACCAGAGUCUUCUGGCUCUGAAAGAAUGUAUUCGAGCACUGGACCAGGAGCACACCCAUACACCUUUCAGGCAGAGCAAACUGACUCAGGUCCUGAAGGACUCUUUCAUUGGCAAUGCCAAAACUUGCAUGAUCGCCAACAUCUCACCAAGCCACAUGGCCACAGAGCACACACUGAAUACCUUGCGCUAUGCUGACCGGGUGAAGGAACUAAAGAAAGGCCUUAAGUGUUGUGUUUCAGCCACUAGUCGGAAUCGGACAUCUGCAAACUCCUCUCCAAAACGAAUUCAGAGCUCCCCUGUUGCCCUGCCCGGGGACAAGUGCUCCCCCAAAAAAGUUAAACUGGGGCUUCAGCAGUCACUUGCUGUGGCCCCAGGCCCAAGAGUUAAAGCCCACCCUUUGGCCAGCCACGCUCCCAAUAUCCCCUUUGCCUCUGGACCUAAAACCCCCAGCAAAGGGGGUAGCUCCCAAGGGAGUCCUGCCCCAGAGUGGGGCAUGAAGGCCAGCCCUUGGAAAGGACCCAGGAGGUCUGGCCAUUUGAUCAAAAAGGGAGCAGAAGAGUCAGCACCAUUGCGCCCCGAGAAAAGUCAGAUUGGCAGCAAGACUGCCAUUGGGUGGGAGAGCAGGGCCUCGGGCCCAAGAGAAGGCCUGCUCCGCGUCAGGCUGCCGGCCCGGGGCAGGAAGGUGCAGCCGGUGCAGCCGGUGCAGAAGCAGCUGCUGUCACGGGCUCAGCUCCCUGGCACCAGCCACCGCUUAGAAGCCAGUGGGGACAGCGAGGUGGGCACAGCUGCCAGGCUUGCCCCUGAAGCUUGGACAAACUCCCUUCCCCAGCAGAAGGAAAGGGAAGAGCACUUGCGAUUCUACCACCAGCAGUUCCAGCAGCCACCACUGCUCAAGCAGAAGCUGAACUACCAACCACUGGAAAGGCUUUUGUGUCAGCACAGGCCCUCAGAAGGUCAGCUCCCGAGUGAGACCGUCUCUCCCAUCCACUCUAACCCUGGGAGCCAUGAUGGAGCGCAGACGGAGGAUCUGGACGACAGCGAUUUCAGUGAGGAUUCUUUCUCACACGUGCAGAGGGCCACCGUAGAGAAGGGUGGGCGCUCAUUCUUCCUUCAUCAGAGCAGCGAGCACAGCCCUGAGGAGCAGCGGGCAGAAAGGCAGCAGUGUUUGCGGUUCAGCUCGGAGACGGAUGCUGAGCAGAGGCACCCAACUGACAGCUGGGUGUGUUCCAGGGACCCCAUCAUGCGCCACAGCAGAGGAGCGCUCCAGCAGAGCCACAGCCCAACUCAAGUGUGCUCAGACUGGAGCAAGGAGGAAGACUCUGCCUCCUCAGAGCCUUCUCCCAAGGACAGCGUGGCCCAGAAGCCUUCCUCCUCACAGGUAGAUUUUGUGCAUCCCCAAGAAAUGGGUGGAGCUGAAGCCUUUGACAUCAGACUGGAGGCCUUGAGAAAUGAGAUUCCUGGGCAGGCUGGGGGUAGCUUGCCAUCCCCAGAAGAUGGGCUGUCUUCCCUGUCCCACAUUGCAGUUUCUGGAUCCCCAGACCAAAGAGACAGAGUCUCCACACCACUGAGAGAAGUCAGUGAAGACAGAGUGGCUCGGGCACCAGGAACAGUCCAAGAGGACUCAGGAGAGCAGUUACAUAUGUGCUCUGCAGAUGCUUCUGGACUCAUGGCCCCUCUCACUCUGUCCCUCCUGGAGACCCCCAGUCAGGAGGACUCUCCUUCCUUGGAGCAGAUUGUCCAGGACAGAGCUGGGCAUGGCCUCAUGGCUGAGAUCGUAGGCCGGCCCGCAGUGGGACACACAGUAUCACCUUACGGUCAAGAGGCCGCCUUGCCAGCAUCCUCAGCAACUGCGCACCUGUGGCUGUCCUCAUCUCCCCCUGACAAUCGGCCCAGUGGUGAUCUUCCAGCUCUGUCCCCGUCCCCCAUCCAUCAGCAUUCAGCUGACAGACUGCCCAGUAGGGAGGCCUGCCCGAGCAGAAGGCCUGCACUCCUGCCCCAGGAUCACGGCGAGCCGUACGAUGAUGACAAGGCUGAAGAGACUGACCUGAGGGGCUCCUUGUCGUUCCCAAGAAAGCCCUUCUCCGUCAUACAGGCUGGGGUACCCUUUUCUACACCUUUGUUCACCUCAUCUACAGGAAGGAACGAUGUAGCGGAUGGUCCUUGGGCCCAGGAGAGAAAACCUGCUGCAGAGUUUAGCUGGCAGGAGCGUGUUUCCUCCACAGACUCCAGCAAGCCCUCUUACAAGGACAUCUUGUGGCUCAAGCGCAGGCCAAUCUCAAGGUGCUUAGCAUCAGACCCUCCUGGGGUCCCCAGCUGUUCUCCCAAGGCCUCAGGGACCCUCUGUCCACUUCCACUGGAGCAGGCACAGCAGGUGGUCAUCCGUGCACACCAGGAACAGCUGGAUGAAAUGGCUGAGCUGGACUUCAAGGAGGAGACCUUAAUGGCCCAGAUGGAGUCUGAUGAUUUUGAAGAUUUCGUGACCCAGCUGGAUGAAAUCAUGGCUUUGAAGUCCAAGUGCAUCCAGACCCUAAGAAGCCAGCUACAGCUGUACCUCACCUGCCACAGGCCGGCUGCAGCCCCCAAGAGAACUGUGGUGUCCUAGAGGAAGGGCUCCCCCGGGUGGACACUGCUGUGCUCUCUGGAGCUGGAAGAGGCUCUGCCGGGGCCGUCCUGCAAACCAUCACUCCCCGUCCUGCCUGCCUGCCUCACUCUAGCCAUACAUGGUCUUGGAUGGCCACACCGCUCAGGGACAGACCUCAAAUUACCUCACUUCCAACCAUAGGGACUCCUGUAAGAAAGGGCCAGGCUGAAGACCUUCAUGUCCCCUUCUAUUUGGGGCUCAGAAUAUUUGUUUUGUUGACCUGUGUCUGUAGGAACCUAUCUAGUCUAAUAACUGCAGAUGUUCCUAAGUUUGAGGAUGAAAUCGGGGUGUUCAGUGGUAAUCUGGAGAUCAGAGGUCAGAGGUUAGGGGCCACAUGCUGAGUCAACAGCCUUAUUACUGACUUGCGUGCCUGUCUUCAGACUACAGCAUUGGUACCAGCCAGGCAGUCGGGUGAGCUCCUUCCUCCCCACCAGAGCAUGGAGCUUUAGUUUUGGAAAAUAUAAACUGAACAACUCUUGAUGCCUUAAGAGCACCAGGGUUGGGAAUUGGGCUUUAUGCUUCCAGUUCCCCUCCCUGAAACCCAGCUCUGAGAUAGAGGGCUGACGGCAACACAUUCUUCUCACUUGCUUCUCACUAAAACAGCAGGCCUAAGACAGUACCUGUAAGCCCUCCUAGUUUUUGUGGAAGAACCUAGCUCCUGUCUAUGACUCCUCACUCCCAGUAGCUCUGAAUUAGACAGGCUGGAGGAUCUCAGGCAACUCCAUUGCCUGGGCUUGAAUCUUCCAGGACACCUGGGCCAGCCACACCCUUUGUGUGUAGUCAACACUACCUACUGCUACAGGAACAAACACCGUACUCUUAAAAUGAAUUCUUGCUAUAUUACCGUGUGUAGGCCAGAUGUUAUCAGGUACCCACAAUCCUCUGCUGUUCCACUGCUGAUUUAGCUAGACGAAUUAGCCAAUAAGUUCCAUGGGUCCUCCUGUCCUGGAGCUCUCUGUGUAAGCAGUUCACAGAGAUCCUCCUGCCUGCCUCUGCUCCCCAUGUGCCGGGAUGAAGGUGUCCGCCCUACACCCAGCUGCUCCAGGCUUUCUGCCCCAGCACUCGGCACCACCGCACUCCAUUGCCCGAGCCACCUCCCCAUGUCCUGUGUCACCUUCGCAGAGAACAGACUCCCAGAGUCCGCUGGUGUGGGAGGUCUCCCCGAGUUAACCUGAGGUUCAUGUGUCACAGCCUGGGCCCAGAAGCCACUACCACCGGAAUCUGAGGACUUUCUGAGGUUUUAGGAGUUAUGUCUAGAAGGCCGAGAUAAGCCUGGUAUGGCGUUGCUCACUUGUCAUCCCAGUGUUUGGGAGGCUGAGGCAGAAUGAGGACUUGAAACCAACCUGGGCUGUAGUGAGACCUGGCUCUAUUUAAAAGGCUCUAGAACAGGCCAGGCAGUGCUUGAACUAGCCACCAGAGGGCAGCCUGUUCCUAGCUUAUGGCUGUACAGAGCCUCCUCACAUGGCCACUAAAAACCAGAGACCAUUCCCAGCCAAUAGCCCCAAAAGGAUGUGGGAUUCUACUCCAGAACUAGAAACUUUAGGGAUUAAUUCUGGCAGCUACACCGGUGCCACUGAGAGCUGGGGAAGCACUUGAGCCUUGCUGUAGGAAUGGUAGCAUUCACAGGCAAAGGGACUUGUCAUUUUUAAAAGACCUUGAAGCUUGUCUGCCCCUCCUCCACUUUGGCAAGAAGGCAUAUGCCCUUGGUCCAGAGACUGCACUAGAUCAGUUUUAAAGAGAUAUUGUUUGGGUCUGUAUCUGUAAACCAGAAAUCCAGAGAAGGCAGUAGGGCCAGCUUCAGGUCCCACAGGCCUCCAGUGGGAAGAGUGUACUGAAAUGAAUUCUGCCACCUGCUGCCAUCCUGAGUCAAGCCGUUUUUUGAAAUAAAGAAGUUUAAGCAGCA
Peromyscus leucopus (white-footed mouse) is the source of this 5975-nucleotide messenger RNA. RefSeq names its product kinesin family member 24 (gene Kif24). Gene Ontology annotation, biological process: microtubule-based movement. The record is from RefSeq and is a predicted model, not a curated record. Lineage: Eukaryota; Metazoa; Chordata; Mammalia; Rodentia; Cricetidae. Gene Ontology annotation, molecular function: microtubule binding; microtubule motor activity; ATP binding.